Messenger RNA from Volvox carteri f. nagariensis, 2595 nucleotides. RefSeq lists its product as uncharacterized. Gene Ontology annotation, molecular function: oxidoreductase activity, acting on paired donors, with incorporation or reduction of molecular oxygen, reduced ascorbate as one donor, and incorporation of one atom of oxygen. NCBI's taxonomy places the organism in Eukaryota, Viridiplantae, Chlorophyta, Chlorophyceae, Chlamydomonadales, Volvocaceae. The transcript is spliced from 11 exons. The coding region runs from base 1 to 2595 and encodes 864 amino acids. The record is from RefSeq and is a predicted model, not a curated record.
AUGUUGACAUUUCGCACCAAUAUACUGCCGUAUGCUGAUAUAGAAAUCUUCAUCACGGACUUCCGAACAAGGUGCAUCCGAGCAAAUCAAAAGGGCGCCAGCAGCGCCACGGAUGGCCGCAACGCCGGUAGCGGCAUCGGCCCUAGCGACGCUUCCCGGAGCGCGCAGGGCGGCCCAGGCAGGCAUGCCGUACUUCCCGGACAGCGUACAGCGGCCUUCACUGUCGACACCCCUCUGGGCCCAUUCCGCUACGACCCAAGCACAUCACAACUGCCUGUGGUGGUGAUCGUCUUCAACCCCCGGGACCCCCUCCAGCGGGCCAUGUGGAGCGGCGGGUCCAUGCAGAUGUUCAUGCGUCAUGCGCCUCUCGCCGCCGUCGACUACCUUUUCCUGCCGUACACAUACAGCCCCGCCGCCGCCGCUGAACUGGCGUUUUACAUGUACGGGGAGAUGAUGGCAGCGGCACGCGAAGUGUACGGCAGCGACGAGACGACGGACGAGGAUCUACGCAAAAGAGUUUUGGGGCACUUCCACUUCUCCCUGACAGCCGCCACAGCAGUGAGCCCGCAGCUCCUGCUGCUGCUACAGCAGUGGACUCUCGACAUGAAAGUGCUGCACGCCAGGAGGACCCACACAGGGCCAUCACAACGACAUCCACCGCCGCCUUCCGCUGCUACUGCCACUGCUGCAAGCGCCACCCGCCGCGCUACAGCUGACGGUGCAGUGGCUGAAGCCACGGCAUCGGUGACGGCGGCGGAGGUGGAGGCGGAGGCGGCGGCUCCGAAGGCAGCACCGCCCGAGCCGGCGGCUGAAGACGGUCUGACGGUCGCUCGGUUGGAUGCAUGGUACGGCUGGCUCCCAAGUCCCGCCGCUGCCUCACCCAACCCGGUGCCGCUGGUCGCAUUUGAUGACGUCAGCGGCGGUGACGAGGCUGAAGCCGCGGGAGCUGUACAUUCACCCUGCGACCUGGGUGACGUCAUUGCAGCCUCCGGCGGCGGCGGCGGCCCUGUUGACGGCGGCGGUGGCGGUAGUACGAGCAGCAGCGGCAGCCGCUUCUCAGGUGCCUGGGUGCUGGUGUCGAAUGCAAGUCGGGAGGGCCAUCCGGAUUGCACGUACGGCGAUAUCGUACUGAAUAUGCAGCGGACAGGCGCGCUUGGCGUCAUCUUUGUUGCCAGCCCUGGCCGCGAUGUUGAGGUCAUCACGCCGACAGAGCCUGGCUUCGGGCCGGAGAUGCUGUACGGCAUCCCGUCGCCGUAUGACGAUGUAAGGCAGCAGUCAUACCUGCUUCGACGUCAUGGGGCUGAUGCUGACGCCGGCCGCGGCGGCGGCGGAGUGAAACCGGAGGUGGAUAACACACUGGCGCGAGGCCGGGGGCGGCGGGCUGGCAGCUCGGUUUCUUCGAAGGAGGAGGAGGAGGAGGAGGAGCAGCCGUGUAUUCCGGCGGCCAUGGUGUCGUACUCUGACGGUCAAGACUUGUUGGCUCUGAUGGGUAAUGCGACCCGAGAGGAGGUCAACACAGAGAUCGAGUUCCGAGUAAAACCGAUCCCCGCGGGCUGGUUCGUAAUCGACGCUCAAGGGAGGCUGGCGGAGGGGGGCUGGGCACAGCUGCCGCUGAUGAUGCACGCGGGGUGGGCCGCCUGGUGGCUGGUCUACCUGAGUCGCCUGAGCGAACAGCUCCAAGAGCUACGCCAACCCGCCGCUCACAGCCACGUCCUUAACGUCUUUAAAGACACGGCCUUCCCGGGGGCGCACGGCGCCACCGCCACAGCCCACCUGCCGCGCCACCUUCUCCGCCGCCUCCACCGCCACCGCCUUUUCCUGGACUUCUCCUUGGGUUGCCCCGGGCCCAUGGAUGCCAGCUGCCCUGCCUGGGACCACGUGGUACAGCUGUUCGCGUGCUGUAGUCCGCAGCCGGAGCGGUGCCGGCCCUGCCCCACAACGCUCUGGCGACCGAGGCCGCCAACGCAGGGGAAUGCCGCUGCUGCUGCUGCUGCGGUUGCGGCUGGGAUGGCUGCGACCGUGGCAAUGGAUGAUGGCAUCAUCCUUGAUGCGAUGGAGGCGCUUGAGGCGCCGCAGCGCUGUGGACUGGAGCUGGGGCGCGCAACUGCCGCGGCAACGUCAACAGCCAAGGCGGCCGUGGCAAGGCUGUCGUCGUCGCCGCCAAGGGCACAUGUAGCUGACCGCGGCCUGCGGCCAUUCGACGUGCACCUGCUAUUUGAAAGCGCCACCUUCGACGCAUCGUACAACAGGGACCGUGCGACAGUCACACUGCCUACGCCUAGCCGCACCCGUGCCGCGACCAUUGUGUCGUACAUCACGGGCCACGGAUCCGACGCCACUGCAGGCUGUGGGGUACUCAACUUCACGGAAGCGGGUACGGCAUGGGGCUGCGCUGAUGCCGUACUAUACGGCGGGGUGCCCAAUCAGCACGGCACAUGGUUCUACGGGCGCGGCGGCUGGUGUGAUGGUUCGCCCGCCAACAAUACAAUCCGGUACAAAGGUUUUUACGGAGAUCGCCAGGAGCCCGGAGAUCCGCCCGCGGGCUCCACGGCAGGGUACAUCAUGAUGCAGUCCCUGCUCGUACUGUACGAAUGA